AUGGCCAUCUUCUCUAAGUAUCUCGAGGAUUCAGUUGAAAUUUUUAUGGAUGACUUCUCGGUUUACGGGAAAACGUAUGAAGUUUGUCUGAAUAAUUUGGAGAAGAUACUGAGGAGAUGUGAAGAGACAAAUCUUGUGCUAAACUGGGAGAAGUGCCACUUCAUGGUGAAUGUAGGUAUUGUACUCGGGCACAAAGUUUCCAAGGAAGGGUUGGUGGUGGAUAAGGCGAAAAUUGAGGCCAUUGAAAAACUCCUACCUCUAGCAAAUGUGAAGGCUGUCAGGAGUUUCCUGGGACAUGUAGGAUUUUACCGUCGUUUUGUGAAGAACUUUUCGAAGAUUGCUCGACCAUUGAGUGCGUUGCUGAAGGCUGACAGAACAUUUGACUUUGAUACACAGUGCCUCAAUGCAUUCAAGAUACUGAAGAACGCAUUAACUACCACGCCUAUGUUGAUCACACCUAAUUAG
Benincasa hispida (wax gourd) is the source of this 465-nucleotide messenger RNA. The record is from RefSeq and is a predicted model, not a curated record. NCBI's taxonomy places the organism in Eukaryota, Viridiplantae, Streptophyta, Magnoliopsida, Cucurbitales, Cucurbitaceae.